CCCACUUCUUAAAAAAUGCUCAAAAUUGUAUGCUUUAUAGCCGCUUUGUUUACCGCUGCCCAAAGUUUUUAUAAUAAAAUGGAAUGUUCGAAUUGUACACAUAUAAACGAGGAGUGUGAUAUCAAGACAACUGGAUGGAGUUGUGAAUUUGAAAUCGAUGCCCAGAAGUUGGAUUUUAAUUUAAAUUCGACCGAAAUACCACCAUUUUUACUGUCUUGCGUGCCUCCUGGAAUGGGUUUUAUAGAAAAGAAGUCACUUAUCGGAUAUUGCUGUUUUUGGUCACCAGAGAUGGGAUGUCAGAAACUAAAGAGAAAAGAUACAGAGUUAGAGAGUAAGGAGAAAUGUCACAGUUGCUCCCGGGCAAUUUGGUCGUCGAUUAUGGAAAAUAAAACUUGUCCAUGUGGAAGCUGGUUUCUAGACACUGAAGACAGCGCAAUUAAACUAAAGGUUCGGGAUUUCAUAUUAAUAUGGGUGUCAUUCUGUACAAUAAUAUUUUUUUAAAUAUAAAUAAAGAAAAAUAUAAAUU
This is a messenger RNA of Drosophila takahashii, 526 nucleotides long. RefSeq lists its product as uncharacterized. Lineage: Eukaryota; Metazoa; Arthropoda; Insecta; Diptera; Drosophilidae. The record is from RefSeq and is a predicted model, not a curated record.